AUGUUUGCAAGUUCAGAUAAUUUAUACAAAACUUUCCAAAGACCAGACAACUAUUUCAGGAAAAACUCAAAUGAUUCAAAACUAGCCUCAUCGUCACUAUCCUCGCUCUCUUCUUCAAACUCAAUUAUCGAUUUGAAAGGAGAUUUACUACCUGAUUUAUGGCAAACUUCAUCUAAUGAAUCGUGUGUUUCAGACACGUUUGACACUUUUACCUUGAAAAACACCUUUCCAACUUUUAACCUUAACUCACAGUCAAACUCACAGUCCCAUUCACAGUGUCAUUCCCCAUGCCAAUUGCAGGAUAAUCACCUCCAUAUUCAUCAAUUGCAAUCUUCCCAUUUAAAUUUACAUACAUAUGGAAAUAUGAAAACCGCGUUGCUACCAUGUGUCCAACACCAACACCAACACCAACACCAACACCAACACCAGCAACAGCAACAGCUAUCCUCAUCUCAUCAAGAACAAACAAUUAUUGGAAGAAACUCUCCACAACUAUGGCGUCAAGUAUCCUUUAAUCAGCAACAUACAAAUUAUAGUACUCAAAAAUCCUGGAACAAUAAUAACAACAUAUUACACUCGCCACCACCGCCACCACCACCAUCACAUCAACACCAACAAGCUUCAUUGCUUCAGCCAGAAGGUGUUUUUAACAAUGCGCAUAACCUAGUGGAUAGGGAAUUGGAGGCGUAUAAAGCGUCUGAAGACCUUGUUAAUUCGCAACAGAUUUAUUUAUUGGAUGAAGAUGUACAAUUGUUGAAUUCGGAAACUCAACAGCUGCAGCAACAACGCCAUAAUCAGCAUCACCACCAUCAUCACCACCACCACCACCACCAUCAGCAGAAACUCUUUUCCGCCACAGAGCAGACAUAUACAUUCACUUCACCCGAAUUGAAUACUACAAUUACUCAAAAGGAUUUGGUCAAGGCUGAACAAGCCCCAUUCCAAAGUAAGUCCACAGUCAAUACGCAGCUUUACAAAACAGAGUUAUGUGCACCAUUUAUGAAAACAGGUGUUUGUACAUAUGGUGCAAAGUGCCAAUUUGCUCAUGGGGAACAUGAAUUGAAACACGUUGAAAGACCUCCCAAGUGGAGAUCAAAACCAUGUUCAAAUUGGGCAAAAUAUGGGAGUUGUCGCUACAAUGUUUUCUCAGAGCUACAAUGUUUUCUCGGAGCUACAAUGUUAGCUGGGUUUGAUGGUGUUUCUAUCUCGCUCUGCUCGAUAGAAACAGUGUUAUCUGGGUUUGAUGGUGUUUCUAUCUCGCUCUGCUCGAUAGAAACAGUGUUAUCUGGGUUUGAUGGUGUUUCUAUCUCGCUCUGCUCGAUAGAAACAGUGUUAUCUGGGUUUGAUGGUGUUUCUAUCUCGCUCUGCUCGAUAGAAACAGUGUUAUCUGGGUUUGAUGGUGUUUCUAUCUCGCUCUGCUCGAUAGAAACAGUGUUAUCUGGGUUUGAUGGUGUUUCUAUCUCGCUCUGCUCGAUAGAAACAGUGAUUCAGAGUUACUACAGUGAUCAACUUUCUACAGCCUCAGAAUAA
Lodderomyces oxycetoniae is the source of this 1530-nucleotide messenger RNA. It is a transcript of the gene ZSF1, whose product is annotated as Zsf1p. Gene Ontology annotation, molecular function: mRNA binding; metal ion binding. Lineage: Eukaryota; Fungi; Ascomycota; Pichiomycetes; Serinales; Debaryomycetaceae. The record is from RefSeq and is a predicted model, not a curated record. The transcript is spliced from 2 exons. The coding region runs from base 1 to 1530 and encodes 509 amino acids.